This is a messenger RNA of Momordica charantia (bitter melon), 1274 nucleotides long. It is a transcript of the gene SCAMP5, whose product is annotated as SCAMP family protein. NCBI's taxonomy places the organism in Eukaryota, Viridiplantae, Streptophyta, Magnoliopsida, Cucurbitales, Cucurbitaceae. Gene Ontology annotation, biological process: protein transport. Gene Ontology annotation, cellular component: recycling endosome membrane; trans-Golgi network membrane. The record is from RefSeq and is a predicted model, not a curated record.
GCCAGAUCCCGCGUAGCAAACAAGCACCGAUAAAAGGGCAAAGCGGCACCAUCCACUCCACCACUGCCACCCACCGCCUUCCCUCAUUUCUCUUUCUCUGCUCAUUUUUAGGGAUCUGAAACCGCCAUGAAUCGCCACCACGAUCCCAAUCCUUUCGAUGAAGAAGCCGUCAAUCCUUUCUCGAAAGGUGGUUCUGGUGCCGCUCCUGGAUCGAAGCUGCGAGUUCCACAAGUGGUAUCAGAUGCUCUGGGCUUUGGACAGAAGCAUGAUGCUACAGUGGAUAUACCGCUUGACACGAUGAACGAUCCGAAGAAGAAGGAGAAAGAGCUUGCUGCUUGGGAAGCAGAACUUAGUAGGAAAGAAAAGGAAAUCAAAAAGAGGGAAGAAGCUGUUUCUAGAGCUGGUGUCCCUGCUGACGACAGAAACUGGCCUCCAUUUUUUCCCAUUAUUCAUCAUGAUAUAGCCAAUGAAAUACCAGUACAUGCUCAGAAGUUGCAGUACUUGGCUUUUGCUAGCUGGCUAGGUAUAGUGUUGUGCCUGGUCUUCAAUGUAAUUGCUAUAACCGUCAAUUGGAUAAGAGGCGGGGGAGUCAUAAUCUUUCUCCUUGCUGUAAUAUACUCCAUACUUGGAGUUCCUCUUUCAUAUGUGCUGUGGUAUAGGCCUCUGUACCGUGCUAUGAGGACAGAUAGUGCCUUGAAGUUUGGUUGGUUCUUCCUGUUCUACUUGAUACAUAUUGGAUUUUGUAUUUUUGCUGCCAUUGCACCCCCAGUUGUGUUCCAUGGGCAGUCAUUGACGGGCAUCUUAGCAGCAAUUGACGUCUUCUCUGCCCAUGUUUUGGUUGGGAUAUUCUACCUCAUUGGAUUUGGCUUUUUUUGCUUGGAAUCGCUCCUUAGUUUGUGGGUCCUUCAGAAAACCUACUUGUAUUUUAGGGGAAACAAGUGAGAGAGAUUAAGCAACGGUUGCAACGUUGUGGCGUUUGGGCAUCGUUUCGGUCAGUCAUUGUAUUUUAGAACGUUGGUUGGUGGUUCGUUUGUGAGGUGAGAGAAAGAUGUGGAUUCUAAAAUUGUUUAUUGUUGAUGGGUGAUAUAAGGUAUAUAGUUUUGCGCCAAAUCUAUCUGGCGAUGCAAAAAUAUUAGAUAGUCUGUUUUGGUUUUGUUUUUGAGCUACAGAUAUAUAGCUUAGAACUUAGAAGCAUCUAUCUGGUGCGGUGAGGUGCAGUGGAGUUGGGGUGUACCAUUUUCUCCCUUCCUAAACUCUCUCUUCUGUCUCAUGCA